AUGUCAGCGACGCGAACGCAGCAUUACGCUAUAUACCUGUCACAUUUCGAUUACAAAAUCCGAACAAAAAAGUCAAAAGAAAACGCAAAAGCGGAUGCAUUGACGCGUUUACCAAGCCAGGAAAUUGACAACCGUUGGGAAGAAGUAGAUUUGAUCGAACGUAAUGCAAUCGAAAACUUACCGGUCACAGCGGCGAACCUUAAUGAAGCGUCUAGAGUAGAUAAAGAAGUCGCCAAAUUAAUACAAUGCCUGAAAUAUGGGCAAGAAUGUGAACCCAAGGAGCGGUUCGGAAUAACUCAAACAGAGUUUACCUUGCAAAACGGCUGUUUACUUCGUGGUAUACGCGUUUACAUAGCACGACCAUUCUGUGAGAAGGUACUAGCGGAACUACAUACUGCGCAUUUUGGUAUGUCAAAAAUGAAAACACUAGCGCGGGCAUAUUGUUGGUGGGGUGGUUUGGACAAAGACAUAGAAACGCUUGUAUCUGACCGUGUUCAGUGUCAAGAAAUACGCGCAGAUCCAAAGAAGGAAAAAAAUUUACUGGUGUUAGUUGACGCCUACAGUAAGUGGCCAGAAGUCCAUGUAGUGACAAACAUAAAUGCAGAAACAACAAUACAGAAGGGUAAAGAAAUUUUCGCCCGUUUUAGUGUUCCGAACACCUUG
Messenger RNA from Rhagoletis pomonella (apple maggot), 663 nucleotides. RefSeq lists its product as uncharacterized. The record is from RefSeq and is a predicted model, not a curated record. The annotation marks the transcript as partial. The transcript is spliced from 2 exons. NCBI's taxonomy places the organism in Eukaryota, Metazoa, Arthropoda, Insecta, Diptera, Tephritidae. Gene Ontology annotation, molecular function: nucleic acid binding.